Diospyros lotus (date-plum) is the source of this 3036-nucleotide messenger RNA. Its product is annotated as BTB/POZ domain-containing protein At2g30600. The record is from RefSeq and is a predicted model, not a curated record. Gene Ontology annotation, molecular function: protein binding. NCBI's taxonomy places the organism in Eukaryota, Viridiplantae, Streptophyta, Magnoliopsida, Ericales, Ebenaceae. The transcript is spliced from 13 exons. Bases 348 to 2768 code for a protein of 806 amino acids.
CACUUUUCAUUUUCAACCAUGCAAUUUGACUUCUUGUGAUCCCAUUUCCAAUUUUCACCCCGCCGUGAAAACCGGGGCCAGGAGGAGUUAGUUCUUCAGCUCUCAGCUUCCGUUGCGUGUUUGAGAAAAUCACUUUCUUGUGGCCUAAAUCGCAACCACUUUCCCAAAACAACACGUCAUUGUCGUAUUGAGAUCCACCGCUCAGAUCUUUCUUCGCGUACAUGCGGCUACAUACAAUUGAGGGCUAUAAAUAUCAGCUCCCUCUUUGGGCUUCGAUUCCAUGAGAAAGAUUGGUCCUUUAAAUGAAAAUCAAUGGAAUUGCCAGCUUAACUGUCGGGUGAGUGAAGAUGGCUGAGAAACAGCAGAAGAAGUUCCUUACUGUGGCACCCUUUGAGUGUGCCUGGCCGAAUGAUUUGAGGUUUAGAGAAGCUGGGAGGGGUUGUGUGGCUUUUGAAGCUUUUGCUCAUAAUGAUGUCACGGUUGUGUUCAGGGAGAAUGUUGGAAGUCAGCACUACCAUUACAAGAGGGAUAAUAGUCCACACUACACUGUGAUUCUUGGUAGUCAUAGAAAUCGCCGGUUGAAAAUUGAAGUCAGUGGGAAGACAGUGGUCGAUGCGGCAGGGGUUGGGCUAUGUUGCUCUUCGGCGUUUCAGAGCUAUUGGAUCAGUAUAUAUGAUGGUUUGAUUAGCAUUGGAAAGGGAAGGUACCCUUUUCAGAAUCUCGUCUUUCAGUGGCUUGAUUCCAAUCCGAAUUGUAGUGUUCAGUAUGUCGGGCUCAGCAGCUGGGAUAAACACGUUGGUUAUAGAAAUGUGAAUGUCCUGCCACUAACACAAAAUUAUAUAUCCUUGUGGAAGCAUGUUGGUUCUGGUGAAUACGAAGGAAAGCAGGAUGGUGAAGAAGAGAUGGUAUAUGAAAGUGAACCUUACGAGAACUGGGGGUUGCUAAAUUUUCUUGAGAAAUGGGAACUGUCUGAUAUGAUCUUCAUUGUUGGCAAGGAGAAAAGGACUGUCCCAGCUCAUAAAAUAAUUUUGGCAGCAUCUGGGAAUUUUAAUUUUAGUUUGUUUGAUCACGAUGUAAUCCACCUUCAUGAUGUCAGUUAUCCAGUUCUUCAUGCAUUUCUCCAAUACAUCUAUACUGGACAUACUCAGAUUUCGGAAUCACAACUCAAUCCCCUGAGGAAUCUGAGCUUAAAGUAUGAAGUGACAUCAUUGGUGAAGCAGUGUGAAGAAAUUAGUGAACGUUUUAAAUUGAACAAAAAAUUGUUUGACUCAGGCAAGAAUGUGGAGAUAUUGUAUCCAAGUUCUAAGCCCCACUGUGGCACAGCCUUCCCCUCUGGACUUCCUCUCAAUAUGCAGAGGCUUGAGCAAUUUUACACAACUGGCAAGUACAGUGAUGUGGGUAUCUAUAUUGACGGUCAUGGUUUUCUUUUCCGGUCACAUAAAAUUAUACUUGCCCUAUGGAGUGUCCCAUUUUUUAAGAUGUUCACCAAUGGAAUGAGCGAGAGCAUUUCCUCAAAGAUUCUUCUACAGGAUGUGCCACUAGAAGCAUUUAAGCUCAUGCUGGAAUUCUUGUACCGAGGGGAACUAAAUAACAAUGAUACCAUGGAUAUCGGGACCUUGCUACUCCAGCUUCUUCUAUUGGCAGAUCAAUUUGGAGUCACUCUUCUUCAUCAGGAAUGCUGCAAAACACUUUUGGAGUGCCUCUCGGAGGACACAGUAUACCCAAUUCUCCAAGUGAUUCCAUCCAUUCCUUCAUGUAAACUCGUUCAAGAAACGUGUGAGAGAAAAUUUGCAACGCACUUUGAUUAUUGUACAACUGCAAGCACAGAUUUUGUCUCGUUAGACGAGGAAACAUUUUGCAGAAUUCUCAAGCAUCCAGAUUUGACAGUUACAUCUGAAGAAAGAGUUCUUAAUGCAAUCUUACUAUGGUGCUUGCAAGCAAAGGAUUUAUAUGGGUGGGACACAUUGGAUGAGAUGAUGGCUGAUUUAGAGCCAGAACUUCUUUUUGGGGAGAGGUUUCAGUCUGUUAGUAACUUUUUGCCCCUAGUACGCUUCCCUUUACUUCCUCAUCCCUUGCUUAAGAAGUUGGAGAAGAGUAACCUAAGUAGAAAAUUUCAUACUUUCGACUUUCUGGUGAAAGAGGCCAUACAUUAUUCAGAAUUUGGACUGGCUGAGCCACAAGCUGACAAAAACGUUAGAUUCCGACAUAGACGGUCUAGUUUUAAAGAGCUACAAUACAUAUGUGAUGGAGGCACAAACGGAGUCCUGUACUUUGCGGGCACCUCAUUUGGGGAACACCAAUGGGUGAAUCCUGUCCUUGCUAGGAAAAUUUGUAUCACACCUAGCAGUCCCAUUUCAAGAUACACUGAUCCUAAAGUUUUGGUCUCGAGGGCUUACCAGGGAACAUCCUUCGCUGGGCCUAGGAUUGAGGACGGAAAGAACAGUGCUUGGUGGAUGAUUGAUCUGGGUGAAGACCACCAGCUUAUGUGCAACUAUUAUACAGUGAGACAGGAUGGAUCAAGGACCUACAUAAGACACUGGAACUUACAGGGUUCUGCCGAUGGGAAGACUUGGACCGUGUUGAGAGUGCACGAGAAUGACCAGACAAUAUGCAAACCCGGUCAGUUCGCUUCAUGGCCUAUAGCAGGUCCCAGUGCUCUGCUUCCCUUCAGAUUCUUUAGGGUUAUCUUGACAGCUCCCACAACCGAUGAGUCAAACCCGUGGAGCUUUUGCAUUUGCUUCUUGGAACUUUAUGGUUACUUCCGCUGAGUUAGAAGUGUGAUGAUGAUGAUGAUGAAGAAGAAUCAUUGGACCGCUUGUUCCUUUGUACGCAGCCGCAGCCUUGUCUUCCAGAGUUUUUGCAGUGUGAAAUAAAUCUGAUAUGUUGGGGUUUGGACUGGUGUAGUCUGUUAAUAUUAAGAAAUAAAUCUCAUUCCUCGUCCAUAUGGCUAGACAAGCCCAGGAAAAAGAGCAUCCAAAGGCCCUUUAUUCACGUGAAAAACGAUAUGAAUAUGAUGAUAGUGGUUUUUGUGAAAUC